Messenger RNA from Sphaeramia orbicularis (orbiculate cardinalfish), 3822 nucleotides. RefSeq names its product collagen alpha-1(VIII) chain-like. Gene Ontology annotation, molecular function: protein binding. The record is from RefSeq and is a predicted model, not a curated record. NCBI's taxonomy places the organism in Eukaryota, Metazoa, Chordata, Actinopteri, Kurtiformes, Apogonidae. Bases 324 to 2558 code for a protein of 744 amino acids. The transcript is spliced from 5 exons.
UCCUCAAAGCUCUGUGAUACCUCCACCCAGCAGCAGCAGCAGCAGCAGCAGCACACACACACACACACACAAAGAUUCUGGUCUCCACUUUCACGGAUGCAUAAACUUCAGGUCAAGUCCCUUGUUGAUAUCCCUGAGUAAACUCAACAGUUUGCAACCUCUGGACUCCAGGUAACACCUGGCCGGAUCCUGUGCAUGGCCAUCAUCCUACUCAUGUCUUGGAAAAGACCCAGAGAAGAAACCUAAAGGCAAGGGACCGAGGAGGAGCAAACCAGAGGUGGUGACAGCCUUCGUGUGUGAGGAGCAAAUAUUUGGAACAGAAAAUGGUGGCUGUAGCGCUCCGUUCCGUCAGCGUACUCAUCUCUGUGAUCCAGCUGUGCCUCCUGCGUCUGGUCCACAGUGGGGCCUAUUAUGGACACAAACAGCCCCCUCAGCAGCAUCAGCCUUUGCCGCAGUACAAUGAUGGUUUUCCUCAACAACAGUUUUUGGGGAAUGAGAUGCCACACCUGCCUUUUGGCAAAGAAACACCAGUGCUGCCUCAGUAUGGAAAAGAGCUUCCUCAGCUGCCUUUGCAAAUGGGCAAAGAGAGGCCGCUGCUUGAAGGCAAAGGACAGACAUUUCCCAGAGGGGCUAAAGGUCCACCUCCCCCUGGUCCUGGUGGAGAAGGUCUCAGAGAAGGACCUCAAGGAAUUCAGGGCCCCCCAGGACCAUCAGGACCACCAGGACCACAAGGCCCCCCUGGCCUGCCAGGCCAAGGACUGCCAGGAUUACCAGGAAAACCAGGGCCACCUGGUCCCCAAGGGUACCCAGGAAUUGGAAAACCUGGGAUGCCUGGAGUACCAGGAAAACCUGGAGGACCUGGAUUACCAGGACCAAAAGGUGAACUUGGUCCUGGCGGUGGUGAAGGACCAUCUGGAAUUCCUGGACCUCCAGGGCUCCCAGGUCCACCCGGACUCCCUGGAAUUUCCAAAGCAGGUGGUCAGGGGCUACCAGGGCUGCCAGGGCCUUCAGGGGAACCUGGCCAAAAAGGUCUACAUGGGCCUCCUGGUCCUCAAGGGCCUAAAGGAGAAAAAGGACUUGGUCUACCUGGUUUACCCGGACUAAAAGGACCAAGUGGACCACCUGGUCCACCUGGACAGGCAGGGAUUCCUGGAAUUGGUAAACCUGGCCUAAAUGGGUUUCCUGGACAGCCAGGGAUACCCGGAAAACCUGGUCCCCCUGGAGAACCAGGACCAGCAGGGCCACAAGGUGAAAGGGGCCAACCAGGACCACCGGGCCUGCUCGGAAUUGGAAAACCAGGAAAAGAUGGCCUCAGAGGACAACCAGGGGUUCCGGGAGGAAAAGGGGAACCAGGUCCUCCAGGUUUGCCAGGAGGACCAGGAAUGCCAGGUUAUGGUAAAUCAGGUUUUCCAGGACCUAAAGGUCACAAGGGACACGCUGGUCUUCCUGGACCUCCAGGACCAAAGGGUGACAAAGGUCAUGGGGGUCUUCCAGGGGUCAUUGGUUCUACUGGUCCCAGUGGAAUGCCUGGUCCACCAGGUCCAAUAGGACCUCCUGGUAGUAUUGGAUUUCCAGGGCCAAAGGGGGAGAAUGGUGCUGGAGGGCUCAAAGGAAAUCCUGGAUUGAAGGGUGAUUUAGGGCCCCCAGGCCUACCAGGACAGCCAGGUUUGUUAGGUCAGAGUGGAGAACCAGGACCAAGGGGUUUACAAGGGCCAACUGGCCCUAAAGGAGAACCUGGUCAUAGGGGUCUGCCUGGUGCCCCUGGUGGUACAGGAGUGCCUGGGCCACGGGGUGAAAGUGGACAACCUGGAGAGAUGGGCCACCAGGGACCACAGGGGAUUCCAGGUCUUACAGGACCAGGGGGGCCAAUUGGGCCUCCUGGGAUGCCUGGGCCAAAAGGUGAGACCGGCCUACAUGGUAAACCUGGAUAUCCUGGUGAAGGAAAGCCAGGACCCCCUGGUCAUAUUGGUCCUCAGGGUAAUCCUGGUCCCAGUGGCCCCCCUGGACUUCCUGGACAACCAGGACAACCUGGACCCCCUGGUCCUCCAGGAGUGCCAGCUGUAUCUCCUGACCUCGGACAGAUCCUCCCUGUGACUGGCCCAUACAGCGGCCAUGGCUACAAAAAACCAAAGAACGGAGCAGAACUCAGUGGAGGUGGUCUGGAGAUGCCUGCCUUCACAGCCAAGCUCACAAAUCCAUUCCCUCCUGUCGGAUCUCCCGUCAUCUUUGAUAAACUUCUUCACAAUGGAAAUCAGGACUACAAUCCCCAAAGGGGUCUUUUUACCUGCAGUGUACCAGGGAUCUACUAUUUUGCUUAUCACGUCCACUGCAAAGGUGGGAAUGUGUGGGUCGCCCUCAUGAAGAACAAUGAGCCUGUAAUGUACACGUACGAUGAGUACAAAAAGGGCUUACUGGAUCAGGCGUCUGGGAGUGCUGUUCUGCCCUUACGACAGGGAGACACUGUGCACAUACAGCUGCCAUCUGACCAGGCAGCUGGACUUUAUGCUGGUCAGUAUGUGCACUCAACAUUUUCUGGGCACUUAUUGUACCCAAUGUAAGAAAUGUGUAUAAAGGACAUAAUAAAGACAGAUUGAUGGUAGUUUGACUAUGAAGAUGACGAUGAAACUACUUUGGACUCAAGAUAACAUGUGGGUGAGGUUGAAUUGGUUUUUUAGGGUGGAAUAAUAUAAUUUUAUAGAAACAAUGUACUUCAUUGAAUUAUUCUUUACAUUAUAUGCAUCAUCUGAUAUUUAGAUAAUUGAAUGAAGUUUCUAAGCCACCAUGUUAACAUAAAAUGUCUGGUUAGUAGCUGCAUUAUGAUGAAUGAGGAUGUUUCUUGUGGGGGCUCAGUAUGGUGGAAAGCAGAAGUCAAAAUGACUACUGAAUAUCUUGGUAGUCAUUACUAUUUUGUUUACAUUGUGCAAUUAUUAUUAUUUUUUUAUAACAUUUACAUUUGUGUCCAAGGUACAGCUGAAAUCCUUUUUGGCUUCAUAGAAUUAUGUUCACAUUUUAUUCAGAUUAAAUGUCAGGAUAUCUGUGUUGAAUAAAGACAGUUUUGCUUUACACUUAUAUUGUACUGGUCACAUAAGAACCUAUUGGUACCACACAUUUACUCACAUUUAUCAUAACAUACAGUUGACUUAUAUCAUUGUGUUUUCAUAGGGUUCAUCAUACAGUAACAGUUAUUAAGUUAUUGAAACUGUUUUUUUACUGUAUUUUGAAAAUGCAGUUUUUGUCACGGUACAAAAUUGUUUACACCUUCAUCUGACAGCAAAUAAACACUUGGAUUAAAACUGUAUCUGAACGUAGACUUUGUUCCCCUUCAUUUCAUAUCUCAGUCUAUUGGAUAAUCAUGUUACUCACAACACUGCAGAUGAACUCCGGAGUCAAUACUUACCAUUUAUUUGAUCCUAUGAGUUUAUAAAUUGUAUUGUUUACUGAGGAUUUAGGCCUUUUAUCGGUAUUCCUUGUAAUUUAUUUGCUUGACUACUGAUUCUUGGAUUUGUGUUAAAUUUUGUGUUGAACAAUAAAUGAAUAAAAGACACGCUGUGGUAAAAUAAAAAUAAAAAAUCACAAAGUUUAACAAUGUGUACAUUUUCAUACCCAGUCAUUCCAGCAAAUAACUAAUUUUUCUUUUCAGUUCAUAUCUUACUUUACUAUUUCUUUCUUAAUUUUUGUCUUGGCAUUGGGUUGCCAUUUGAUUUAAUGUUUUCACUUUUUCUUUUAUUUUGGACAAUAGCGCACAGUGUAACCAAUGAGAUGCCUGUGUGAAUUUGGAUCUCUGUUUUUAUUAUUGAAUUCCAAUAAAGAUAUAUAAACAUA